This is a messenger RNA of Striga asiatica, 861 nucleotides long. The record is from the annotation of a GenBank genome assembly. NCBI's taxonomy places the organism in Eukaryota, Viridiplantae, Streptophyta, Magnoliopsida, Lamiales, Orobanchaceae.
AUGGCCGCCUCCUCCCUCACACUCUCUCUCCUCGCCGUCGCCGCCUUCCUCGCCGCCGCUGCCUCCGCCACCAACAUCACCGAGAUCCUCUCCGCCUACCCUGAGUACAGCCUGUUCAACGACCUCCUCUCCCGCACCAAGCUCGCCGACGAGAUCAACAGCCGCUCGCCGGUCACCGUCUGCGUCCUCUCCAACGCCGCUCUCUCCUCCGUCGUAUCCGGCGGCCGCCCCCUCGCCGUCGUCAAGAACGUCCUCGCCCUCCACGUCCUACUCGACUACUUCGACGCCGCCAAGCUCCACAAGAUCUCCGACGGCUCAGUCCUCUCCACCACCCUCUACCAGACCUCCGGCAACGCCCCGCCCGGCCUCGGCUUCGUCAACAUCACUAACCUCCGAGGCGGCCGGGUCGGGUUCGGGUCCGGCGCCGCCGGGUCGCCCAUCGAUUCCACAUUCACUAAGUCCGUCCGCCAGAUCCCGUACAACGUCUCAGUCAUCGAGGUCAGCAAGGCCAUCGCGCCGGCCGCCGUGCUGUCGGCGCCGGCGCCGGCGGCGUCCGACGUCAACCUGACGGCGCUGCUGGAGAAGGCCGGGUGCAAGACGUUCGCCGGGCUCCUCGUGUCGACCGGCGUCCUGAAGGUGUACCAGUCGGCCGCCGGCGACGGUCUGACCGUGUUCGCGCCCAACGACGAGGCGUUCAAGGCCGCCGGCGCGCCGGAUCUGAGUCGACUCACCAACGCCGAGGUGGUCUCGCUCCUACAGUACCACGCCCUCGCCAGCUACACCCCCGUCGGGACCCUUAAACAGACGAGGGGCAAAAUCUCUACCCUGGCCACCAACGGCGCCGGGAAGGAUAAUUGGUGA